Messenger RNA from Cantharellus anzutake, 312 nucleotides. RefSeq lists its product as uncharacterized. NCBI's taxonomy places the organism in Eukaryota, Fungi, Basidiomycota, Agaricomycetes, Cantharellales, Hydnaceae. The record is from RefSeq and is a predicted model, not a curated record. The transcript has a single exon. The annotation marks the transcript as partial.
AUACUUAUAAUCACCGGCGCCAUCUUCGGUGGGGUUCACUGUUCGGCGUGGUCCUUCCCUUUUCCGACACACGCGGAAUCACUUAUAUGGCGCAUUUGUGCAGUAUACAUUACUAUAGCUCCUACUCUUGGCAUCGGUGCAUUUGAAAUAUUGAGUAGCACAAAGUUUGACGAUUUCGACGAAUGGCCUGUUUGGGCCACUGGGACGAUUUAUGUCGUUUCCCGGAUUAUCCUCUUCGCACUGACGUUCGCAUCCCUCCGCUCUCCUUCUCUUUCUCUAUAUCGAACGCCGUCUUGGUCUUCUUUUAUUCCC